CGCCUGGCUGAAUGAUGGGUUUGUUUCUGAUUACUGAGGGUUUGGACUGGAAAGGCUGAGCAGUCCAUUUUUUCCGUCAUCUGUUCCUGCCGUUCCGAAUGGGUUUUUCGUCGAUGAUUGUUUCCAAGGUUGAUGCAGGGAUUCUUGCGGCAUUGAAAUCUUUAAAAUAAUUGACUCAUUUGAGCUUGGGUUAGAGCUUGAUGGCCACUUUAACCUUCCAGAUCGAUACCAACGGAGGAUGGUUUGAAUUGGUCAUCGUAUUAUAAAGCUAAGGCUUUUUUUUUUUUUGGUAAAAAAAGCUAAGGCUUUCGAUCCCUGUAUAAGAAGGAAGUUAAAAGAUUGAGCUGAAGCGUAGUUGAAAAGUUUUGGUUGCUUGUCUGAUCAUAUGUGAGAUUGUUGGAACGAAUCAUGCAUUUAUCAAUCAUUUCGAGAAGCAAUAUAGGGACAAUAUAUCAGUAAAGGAAAAUGAAAACAGAACCAACUCCCUAAAAUUGGUCUUCUAUCUCAGCCAAAUGCCUGACUUUCAUCUAUUUCUGCUAUGAAGAUUUCUUACCUCUUGUCCACAAGGACUAAUUAACUAAGAUGCAUUGAAGUGGUUCCUUACCUGGACUAUGGUCCUUCAAUAUUAACCUCAUUUGAAGCUUAUCUUCUGGCCCUAAAAGACUAUCUGGUGAAUGGAUCCAUCUAGUUCGCGUGCUUCAAAACAUGAUGCUGAGUCGAUUGCAUUGGAGACCUUGCUUGAGGCCUUUGGUUCAGCUUGCUCCCUUGAAGAGAUAGCCUCUGCUUAUUGCGAAGCGAAGGGUGAUAUGAGCAAGGCCGGUGAUAUCCUCUUACAGCUUCAAGCAAAAAACUCUAAUGAUGUUUUUCAUGCUCAAAAUGGUGAGAUGAAUAUUUCUCAAUCGGUGGAGUUAUUGCACAAGGAUAAUGUUGAGAGUUCAGCUUUUACACGCAAGAAUUCUAAGGGAGCAAAGCCAAGGAAGUUCAGUGCUUCAAUGGGUACUGUGUCAAGUUUUUUGGGCAAGUCAUAUGCCCGUCCAGCUUCAGCUUUUCUUGAAUCAUCUGCAAAGAGCAAACCUCUAAAGAUUGAAGUGAAGGGAUCAGCAGAAGAUGAACAUGACAUGGAGAGAGUGGAAUCGCAUUUUGUGCCUAAAAAAGAGCUUUCAACUGAUACGGAUAUUGAAGAGUUUCUUUUUUCUAUGCUCGGAGAUGGGUUCAAGCUCAACAUGGACAUGAUUAGAGAAGUUCUUGGUCAAUGCGGAUACAAUAUUAAGAAGAGCAUGGAGGAAUUGUUGGCAUUAUCAGCAAAAAACUUGGACAAGAAUAAUUCAGUUGACAAUAAUGUAGUGAGAGAAUCGACAGGUGGAUGUUCAAAGUGGGAAACUUCUCUUUCUGAGGAAAAUUAUCUGAAAUCUUCUACUCAAAGCAACAUUAUAGAAUCAUCUUGCCUGGACAAAAAGAGAUCUAGCUUGUCAAGGGAAGUGCUACAAUCAUUGUUUAAUGCUCCUGAAAGAUUGGAGGAACCAAAACCAAAACGCCUAGAAUGGGGGUCAAAUAGAACUAGAGUUGUUGGACAAAAGCCAGUUACGAAACCUCUAGAGGACCUUUCUUUGUCAACUAAGAUAGAAGAUCCAAAGGUGAAACUUGACAACAAAGAUGUUGUAGAUGAGGAGGAUGACUACCAGUUCCUUCGGAGAGCUACAAAACAGCACUGGGAUGCAAUGAAGCAAUAUUAUGAAGCUGCUGUAGAUGCGUUUACCAAGGGUGACCGCAAGAAAGCCAACUACCUUCUAGAGGAAGGAAAACACUAUAACCAAAAGGCUCGAGAAGCAGACGAAAAAUCUGCUGUGGAGAUACUUGACACAAGAAAAUCUGGCAUUCAAGGGAAAGUUAUUAUCCUUGACCUACAUGAUCAUCAUCCAAAGGAGGCAUUAGAUUUGUUGAAGUUACAUCUACGUUCACUAGCUAACAUUCCAUCUUUUAGACACUUGAAAGUUAUCGUGGGUACCAAUGCUGCAGAUAUCACAAAAGGGAAACGGAAACGAAUGGUUGUGAAGCUUCUGGAGAAGGAAUCCAUUAAAUGGACUGAAGAGGAAGGAAAGCCCGGUACAUACUUAAUUCAGCUGGAUCUGAUAGAUCCAAACAAGUUGAGUUUUGUAAAGGUCUCAGAGUGAUCCCAUGUUUUUAGCUUGCCUUCAGGACUAGUCCUCUUUCCCAGUGAGCAGAAAACACGCCGCUAGGGGACUCCCAAAAAGGCACUCUUAUUUCUUUUGAAGGCGGUAUACUUCAAUUUUUGGUAGCUUGAAAUGAUGAUGCGCAUAGCUGAAAUGAGCCAAAAAAAAAAGAACUAUUAUUUUUUAUUUGUUUUUUUUUUCUGUUGAAGCACCAACUUGCAACUUGAUUUUGGAAGCAAUAUUAGACUCUUUGCUCAUUAUUAGCAAGCAAAUGAAAAAGUGGUGUGUUAGAA
Molecule: messenger RNA, 2464 nt
Organism: Phoenix dactylifera (date palm)
Lineage: Eukaryota; Viridiplantae; Streptophyta; Magnoliopsida; Arecales; Arecaceae
Source: RefSeq, a predicted model, not a curated record